CAAAUCGUUUCAACCAAGCUACCAACGACGACAUGUCGGCCAUCCAAAAUCUCAAUUUCUGUGUACGGACAAUGGAUUUGACCAGAGUCGAAAACAACAAACAGUGGGACCCACCUUAAUUAAGGUUGAUUGGUCGCAGCGAGAGAUGGGUCCCACCGUUACGGUAAAUCCGAAACAGCGGAUCAUAACCCGCGCUUCCCUCCAAACAACAGCUCGAACGUCUUACGUCACUAGAUAGACUCAAAUGACCGGUAACUCCCGGUGGAAUUUUGGAUGGAUUAUAGCUAGAAAAUGCUGUUUGGGCAACCGGAUGUAGCCGGUCAGACAGGUCAUAGCUUGUUUUCCGUUUCGUUUUGCUUUGUGGUGUAUAAAGUUGGAAAUGAAAAACUCAUAGUGAAAUCCGAUAAUGGCGUUUACCGAUGUAGAUCAAGAAGAGUCUCCUUGUUGUGAGGCUGAUAAAUCCAAUUCUUUGUUGCCGACAGCCCGGUGCGGUUGUUUUCGGCUAUCGUGCUUUGGAUCUCGCCGUGUAGCCACUGUCGGACCAUCGUGGUGGGAGCGGAUUAGGGCAUCGCAAGUUCAUAGCGAGGGACGGUGGUGGGCGAGAGGGGUUAAGGUUAUUUUGAAGCUCCGUGAGUGGUCGGAGAUUGUUGCUGGACCGAGAUGGAAGACUUUUAUUCGUCGAUUUAAUCGGAAUCGUAGUGGUGGUUGUGGUGGUGGUGGUGGUGGUGGUGGUGGAAGUGGGGUUAGGGCUGGGAAAUUUCAAUAUGAUCCUUUGAGCUACGCUAUGAAUUUCGAUGAAGGUUCGAGACAGAUUGGUGAAUUGGAUGAUGAUAUGGAUGAUUUCAAUGGUUAUCGAAACUUCUCUGCUCGUUAUGCUUCGAUUCCGGCGCCGUUGAAGACUGGAGGAACUAAGGAUGUUUCUGCCGUCGCGUAAAGGUGCGCUGUGUUUAAUAAAAUACGCCGUGUUUAGUGCUGUUAUUGUCCACACAUUGGGCUGGCUGACAUCACCGCCGCCAUCGCCGUCGCCGCCACCUCCUCCGUUAGAUUUUUCUUGUUUUCUUUUUUAAUUCUCAAAAGUAAAUACAUGUUUGAGUUAAUUUUGGACUUUCCUUUCUCUUUCUUCCUAAUGGUAUUGGUGGCACAUCAGGAUCAAUGUACUAUACCAUAAGAGUGGGUUUUUUUUUCUUAAAAAAGAAUAUUCUUUUAUAUUAAAUUAUAUCCUAAUAGUGUAUAAUAAUAUUGAUUAGAGGACUUGCUUUGUUUUAUAUGGGGGUAAAAUAAAAAGGUCAUAUAAUGUUUGUAUAUGUAUUGUCCUUGUAUGAAUUGAAAAAUAGUAUCAGCACUUUUUCUUUC
Molecule: messenger RNA, 1353 nt
Organism: Cucumis melo (muskmelon)
Lineage: Eukaryota; Viridiplantae; Streptophyta; Magnoliopsida; Cucurbitales; Cucurbitaceae
Exons: 1
Coding region: 407-934 (175 amino acids)
Source: RefSeq, a predicted model, not a curated record